UCGAUUUUUCUUUUAUUCUCGCAGACAUGGUUGAUUGCAUUCGUAUCGCAACAAAUGAAAUGGAAUACAAGUAAAGGGAUGAUCAUGAAGGAAAGCUGAAAUGGGGAAAUAGCAAUGUUGUGAAUUUUGGAGUAUUUUAAAUGAUGGAUUUGCAGGCAGCUCUUGUUCUUUGGGCUGUAAUCUUUGAAUUGACUCUGACACAGGUGCCCAGCAGUAAGUCAGGUGUAUGUCAGUGCCCGGAGCACCUGUUUACCUGUGGUAACUGUGUAUGUAUCCCCCAUCACUGGGUCUGUGACAAGGAUGAUGACUGCGGCAACCACAGGGAUGAGGAUUCGUGUGGUUUAGCUCCAUCUUGCCCAGAUGAUUAUUUUACCUGCCAAAAUCAUAGAUGCGUGAAGACAGAGUGGUUGUGUGAUGGGGAUAAUGACUGCGCAGACAACAGUGAUGAGCUAGGGUGUGACAAACCUGAUGCACAGAACUGUACCAGCCAGGAGUUCCAGUGUAACAAUGGUAAAUGUAUUCCAGAGAAGUGGAAGUGUGACCAUGACGAUGACUGCGGGGACGGGUCAGAUGAAAUAUGUGCAGGUUUCUCGGCCACCUGUGGUCCUAACCAGUUCCAGUGUGGGGAUGGUAUGUGUAUCCACAAGGGCUGGCGGUGUGACAAAGAUGUGGACUGUUCUAACGGAGAGGACGAACAGGAUUGUUAUGCUGACCAACUGUUCUGCAGCAGGCAGGAGUUUCAAUGUUUACAUUCCAAAAAAUGCAUUCCAAUGAAUCUACGUUGUGAUAUGAAAAAUGACUGUGGGAAUUGGGAAGACGAGAUGGAUUGUGGUGUUACAGAAGAUAACUGUGGCUUCUAUGAGUUUGCUUGUAGUAAAGGCAGUUGUAUUGACAGAGAAUGGGUGUGUGAUGGGGAUGUCGACUGUGAGGACAAGUCAGACGAGACCAACUGCACAUUACCAGUGUGUAGCAGUGGUCAGUUUACCUGUGACACUGGAGCUUGUGUGAAUGAGACGAAGAAAUGUGAUGGGAAUUAUGACUGCCCCGACAACAGUGAUGAAAGAAACUGCACUUAUAAUGACACCAAAUGUACUGGACUGGCCUCAUUUCAAUGCAACAAUGGAAAAUGUAUCAGUAUACAGAAAGAAUGUAAUGGUGUGGAUGAUUGCAGAGAUAGGACAGAUGAGAUUGGGUGUGUUGAGGAGGAUGUGUUGGUAUUUGCUCGGAGACAGUCUGUCCACAUGAUGUCAUUAUCAAGCUUUGAGUACCACACUAUUCCUGUACUAGACAUCAAACACUCCAUUGCAGUGGACUUUGAUCCUGUUGACAAACAAGUAUUCUGGUCAGACAAUGAACAAACAACCAUCAGCAAAGUCUACCUAGAUGGCUCAGGACAAAAAAUUGUGAGCACAGGGAUUUCCCAUCCAGAUGGCAUAGCAGUAGAUACAGUGAAUCGUAAACUGUAUUGGACAGAUACAGGGAAGGAUACAAUAGAAAUGUCUGAUUUAGAUGGCAAUCAAAGGAAAACUAUUAUCACAGACCAUUUAGAUGAACCAAGAGACAUUGCUGUGGACUCAAAGAACAAAAAGAUUUACUGGUCAGACUGGGGGAAGGUGGCAAAAAUAGAGAGAGCCAACCUGGACGGCUCAGGAAGGGAAGUGCUGGUAAACACUUCUCUAGGGUGGCCCAACGGAAUAGCCCUGGAUGUCCAGAAUAACAUGAUCUACUGGGGAGAUGCAGAGCUGAACAGAAUAGAGAUGGCUAACAUGGACGGAUCUAACAGGGGUGUUUUCAUGAGUACUGAUGUACCACACAUAUUUGGACUUAGUUUACUAGGGAAGUACUUAUAUUGGACUGACUGGCAGAAGCGAGUGAUUGAGAGGGUGAACAUUAACUAUAACUAUGACCGGGAGAUCCUGUUGACCAGUGUAGAUGAUCUGAUGGACCUCAAAGCUUUCACUGUCAAAAAGAAGAAAAAUCCCUGUAAAUCCACCCAGUUUAAGUGUCAGUCCGGUCAGUGUAUUGAUAAGAACCAGAGAUGUGAUGGGGCCAUGCAGUGUGUGGACCACACAGACGAAGUGGGCUGUAGUUACACCAAGCUCAGGGUGUGCAGUAUAGACCAGUUCCACUGCUCUAAUGGUCAGUGUGUCGGUAACCAGAAGAAAUGUGAUGAUGUGGACGACUGCGGAGACAACUCAGACGAAAGCGGAUGCAAUACACUAGGAGAAUCCUCCUGUAAGGAUAACAAUGGAGGAUGUGAUCACCUGUGUCAGAUUAAGCAGAUGGCUGUCCACUGUUCGUGUCGUAGUGGGUAUCAGCUGAUCGGGGACUGGCGGACGUGUCAGGAUAUAGACGAGUGUCAGUGGGAGGGGACGUGCAGUCAGCGGUGUACCAACACCCCAGGGUCGUACCACUGCUCCUGUGUCCCGGGCUAUCAGUUAAAGGCUGACAACAGGGGCUGUAAAGCUGAGGGUGGAAAAGCUUACUUGAUCUUUGCCAACAGAGUGGACAUCCGGAGAGUACUGACAGACAAUGCAGAACACGACUCCAUUCUGCAGGGUUUACAGAACGCUAUAGCCCUGGAUUUCCACCUCACCGAGGGCUAUGUCUACUGGUCUGAUGUAGCUCUGGACAAGAUCAUGAGAGCCUUCAUUAAUGGCUCUAAACCAGAGUCUGUGGUGGAGUACGGACUCAAGAGUCCAGGUGGUCUGGCCUUAGAUUGGAUCCAUAACAAGCUGUUCUGGACUGAUUCUGGUACAUCUGUUAUUGAAGUCAUGGAUCUGGGUCGUAACAAGUAUCGUAAAGUACUCAUCUGGAAUAACAUGGAGAAGCCCAGGGCUAUUGUUGUUCAUCCUAGGCUUGGGGUAAUAUUUUGGACUGACUGGGGCCACAUCCCUAAGAUAGAAAGGAGUUACAUGGAUGGGAGUGGGCGUGCUGUGAUAGCCAAUACCUCGCUGUUCUGGCCGAAUGGUCUGACACUGGACUACACCACGGACAAACUGUACUGGGCUGAUGCCAAACACCAUGUCAUAGAGUGUUCCAACCUAGACGGCUCCUCCAGAAGAACUGUCAUAAACUCAGGCCUACCCCAUCCGUUUGCCCUGACCCUGUUUGAGGAUGAGUUAUAUUGGACAGACUGGCACACUAAGAGUAUUAACAAAGCUAACAAGUUCACAGGAAAUGAUGUAGAAACAGUUCACAACAGACUUCAUUUUCCUAUGGACAUACACAGCUUCCAUCCUCAGAGACAGCCAGAGUCUCCAAACAGAUGUGGUCAGAUCAAUGGGGGCUGUAGUCACCUGUGUUUACCCAGCGCUGUAGGAUUUACCUGUGCUUGUCCUUCUGGGCAGCACCUACUGUCCAACAAACGCAACUGUACCAAAGAUAUGGCCACUUUCUUGCUGUACUCUACAUCCACCGAAAUUCGCAAAAUCAACAUGGACCCAGCAGCAGGUGUUGACCGCUCUGAUUCCAUUAUUCCCCUGUCUAAAGUUGGACAUGUGAUUGGUCUAGACUUUGAUGCUGAAGAGGAAUACAUGUAUUACACAGAUACUAGCCACAAGACAAUCAGUCGUGCCAAAUGGGAUGGAACUAGAGAACAGGUUCUAGUGGACACGAGGUUGAUCGUCCCAGCAGGCAUUGCUGUUGACUGGGUGGGGAGGAAACUGUAUUGGACAGAUGCUGAAUUAGACAUCAUUGAAGUGGCCAACUUGAAUGGAAGUGUUAGAACUGUUCUAGUGUGGAAAGGAAUGGAUCAACCCAGAGACAUCAUUGUAGACCCAGAAACAGGGUAUUUGUAUUGGACCGACUGGGGUAAAAAACCAAAGAUUGAAAAGAUAGGCAUGGAUGGAAAAGGAAGAAAAGCCAUUAUAAAAUCCGAUCUGAAGUGGCCCAAUGGUUUGGCCUUGGACAUUGAAGAAGAGAAGCUUUACUGGACUGAUGCUGGGACCAGUGUUAUAGAGUGUUCUGAUUUAGACGGCAAGAACAGGAAGAUGGUAAUCUCAGUGGAUGUACAGAGCCCCUUUGGGCUGACCGUGUACAAGAACAAGCUGUACUGGACAGAUCGUGGGGACAAGGGACUUCACUCUGCCGACAAAUCAAAUGGCUCCAACAUGGCGACACUUAAAACUAAUUAUGUCGACAUCUGGGAUGUGAGGAUGUAUCACAAGGACAGACCACAAGUCCACACAGGAUGUGGCACCAUGCAUGGGGGCUGUAGUCAUUUAUGCCUGAUCGCGCCACUACCCAGGGGCCAUUCCUGUGCCUGUCCCACGGGGAUACUGCUGAGGAAGGAUAACAGAACAUGCAAUACACAUAUGACCAAUUUCCUGAUAUUCGCACGUAGAACGGACAUUAGGAAAGUAUCUUUGGACGUUGACUAUUUUGCUGAUGUAGUGAUGCCAGUAAAACAACUGAGGAAUGUUAUUGCUCUAGAUGUGGACAUUGUUAGAAGAAAGGUUUAUUGGACAGAUACAGUGUUAGACAAGAUAAUGAGAGCUAACUUGGACGGAUCCCAGGUCGAGGAAAUCAUCAGUAAUGGGCUGGACACACCUGACGGACUGACCGUCGACUCUGUGGGACAGAAGCUCUACUGGACAGACACCGGACUCAACCGCAUAGAGGUGGCAGAGACAGACGGGAGCAAUAGAAAAGUCCUGUUCUGGGAAAAUCUGGAUAAGCCUCGAGCUAUUGUGCUUGUGUAUGAACUAGGGUACUUGUAUUUCACUGACUGGGGCGUUAACCCGCGUAUUGAGAGGGCCUGGAUGGACGGACAGAACAGGAAAGUCCUGAUUGACCAUGAUCUGGGCUGGCCUAAUGGACUGGUCAUUGAUAAACUGACCAGCAGGAUUAUAUGGGCUGACGCCAGAAUGGAGGUGAUAGGCUCUGCCGAUCUCAAUGGUGGCAACAGAAGACUUUUGGUGAAGGGGGUCAAACAUCCCUAUGGGCUUACUGUCUUCGGAAAUUACAUUUACUGGACAGACUGGCAGAAAAAUUCAAUCCUAAAGGCGGACAAAUACACAGGAAGUGACGUCGUCACACUCCGAUAUAACUUGUCAGGGUUAAUGGAUAUACAUGCUGUACAACUGGACACAGGAGAUUUAGAGAAGAUGAACAAGUGCCAGAAGAAGAAUGGUGGCUGCAGUCACUUGUGUCUUCCUAACCCCUCAGGGUAUUCCUGUAUGUGUCCCACAGGACUCAAACUAUUGAAGGACGGCAAGCAGUGCCAGAAAGUUCCGGAGAAGUUCCUGCUGUUUGCCAGUAGAGGAAGUGUGCGGAGGAUUUCGUUUGAUACAAACGACACAACUGAUGUCUUCUUACCCCUCAAGGAUCUGCAUAAUGUAAUAGCUCUAGAUUACGAUAACAGGGAUAAAAAGAUAUUCUACACAGAUGUUCACCAAGAUGUCAUCAAACGGGCAAACUUUGAUGGCAGUCAGUCUGAAGUAAUUGUGUCGUCCAAUCUAGAGACAACAGAUGGUCUGGCUGUAGACUGGAUAGGCAGAAAUCUGUACUGGACAGACACAGGUCGUGACAGGAUAGAAGUUGCCUGGUUGGAUGGGAGAAACAGAAAAACCAUUAUUAAUGAAAAGCUGGAUGAACCAAGAGCCAUAACUCUGUACCCCAAUAAAGGUUGGAUGUUCUGGACAGACUGGGGACACAAACCAAAGAUUGAGAAAUCAUUUAUGGAUGGAACUAACAGAAAAGUCAUUGUAAACACUGGCCUAGGGUAUCCCAAUGGACUUUCUAUUGAUUAUACAAUGCAGAGACUCUACUGGGUAGAUGCCAAAUUAGAUAAAAUAGAAACCUCAGAUUUUAACGGUCACCACAGAGUUAAACUGAUCAGCGAUGUCAUUCAUCCAUUUGGUUUGGCUGUGUAUGACCAGUACAUCUACUGGACUGACUGGCAGACAGAGCAGAUAGAGAGAGCCAGUAAAAUGACUGGGUUAGACCGGACGGUCAUCUCUAAGAACCUGGAGGGACUGAUGGACAUCGAGUUUGUGGCCCCAGACAGGCAGAAGGGUAAAAAUGGGUGUUAUUUGAGAAAUGGUGGUUGUUCUCACUUGUGUUUGGCUCGAGGUGACGGAUUCCGAUGUGCCUGUCCCGACAAACAAGACCCGAAGUGGCCCUGUGUCACAGUGCCUUACAAAGGGGAAACUAUAAAAAAGAACAGCAUCCAUGAUAAUGCAGAAGGUUGUAGUGCUGAGGAUUCAGCCAGAGGUCUGUGUGAAACCCCUUCUCCUUCAGUCUCAAGUACUGGGGAACAAGCAGGAACAAAGAAGGCCAUGAUUGGUUUAGGAAUUGGAAUUGUGAUCUUAGCCAUACUCAUUAUCAUUGUAGUCUUCAAAGUCAGACAGAGGAAGAAAAAGAGGCAGACUUACAGGGUUGAGAAUGAUGAACUGUCAUCUUUGACCUUUGCUAACCCCACUUACCAGAAAACUAGUACAGAGACCAUCAACAUAGAUAAAAAUUCCUUAUCCGGGUCACAGGAGUGGAAAAUAUUUAAAGCUAAUAAAAAGAAGGAGAAAGUGUCCUUUGUUUUACCUACCAAAGAUAAGGGUAUAGUUAAUUCAGAGAAGGCUGCCCUGGUUACGCAGGUGGACACCCACACUGCUGACCACUCCCAACAUUGUCCAGAGAGGGUGAUCAACAAAAAGAUAUUUAAACCAAAGACUGUCAAAGAUGUGAACAAGUCCAAAAACAGUGUUCCAUAUAAACAAGUGGAUACAUAGCACUGAUGUUUGGUAUUUACAUUGUGUAGACAACUUAUAACGGGUGUAGACAUUUGUUUCU
Messenger RNA from Saccostrea cuccullata (small rock oyster), 6789 nucleotides. Its product is annotated as low-density lipoprotein receptor-related protein 4-like. Lineage: Eukaryota; Metazoa; Mollusca; Bivalvia; Ostreida; Ostreidae. Gene Ontology annotation, biological process: receptor-mediated endocytosis. The coding region runs from base 141 to 6728 and encodes 2195 amino acids. The record is from RefSeq and is a predicted model, not a curated record. Gene Ontology annotation, molecular function: protein binding; hormone binding; calcium ion binding. The transcript has 44 exons. Gene Ontology annotation, cellular component: plasma membrane; apical plasma membrane; signaling receptor complex.